Messenger RNA from Xenopus tropicalis (tropical clawed frog), 8120 nucleotides. RefSeq names its product ubiquitin specific peptidase 54 (gene usp54). The transcript has 25 exons. Gene Ontology annotation, biological process: ubiquitin-dependent protein catabolic process; protein deubiquitination. NCBI's taxonomy places the organism in Eukaryota, Metazoa, Chordata, Amphibia, Anura, Pipidae. Gene Ontology annotation, molecular function: cysteine-type deubiquitinase activity. Bases 1802 to 6976 code for a protein of 1724 amino acids. The record is from RefSeq and is a predicted model, not a curated record.
UCGCUCCCAUUUUGCGUCGGUUCAGCAGGGGCAUUAAACUGAGCUGUCCAGGCAGAGUCCAUUUUAUCUGUGUGACUAAAGCAGUGGGCAUGUGGUUGCACCGAGCUACCAUUAGUAUGUGCAUGAGUGCUAUCGUCACUGCCUGCAGGAUUCGCUCCAGCAUUGACCUGCAUUUGCAGCUGCACCGCCAGGCACUUCCCCACUGAGCCGUAGCUUUCCCCCCAAAGGAAGCGAUCACACGCCAAACCCCGGGAAGGUGCUUUUCUGGAACACUAAGCUGUUCCUUUAAGAAAAACAAUGACCUGUGUGUGGGAGGAGGGGCCGCAUCCUGAGAAUCAGGUGCAUGUCUGAAGGGAUGAUGUCAUCUUCCUAACGAGACCUGCCCGGGAGGGAAGAGGGGAAAAUACGGAUGCAGAGCGAGCUAUUUCCUUAAUUGCAUUGUUCCAGAUGGGAGGAUGCACAGGGCACGGAGGGGACUGCCUGCGCUUGGUUACUGUGAUUCUGCAUAAUGGGACUAAAUGAUUCUCUGUGCCGCAAAAUGCCUUUGUUUAAAAGACUGAAGCCCUUAUUAUGGGAAAGAUUCAGAGCAUGUUUAUGAAAAGAUCCCUUAUCUGGAAAAAUCUAGGUCACAAGUAUUCUGGAUCAUAGAUCCUAUACCUUGGCUUGAAAAGGUUUCUGAUAUCUUCUGGAAGAGGCCUCUUGAAGUGAAACAUUGUUCAAGUAUAAAGCUUUUUCUUUCAAUAUGAAGGGAUCAGUACAAUAACAGAGAUUUUCACAGGGGAACCAAACUGCUUCCCACACCACGAAACCCACAAUCAUGGGUUUUGAAGUCAACAAUUAUUCAGCCUUUACAUUGGGAGAGAUAUAUAUUUUAAUGGCCUUGAAUACAUAAAAAUAAGGAAAUAAUAUUUUGGUAAGACUUUUUAGAAACAAUUAUAAAAUGGUCUUCCCUAAUAAGCUUUCUCCCUAUGGAUCCAUGUUUUUAACCUGCUACAGUUUCCCCUGCUUGUUUUUUUUUUACUUUGUUUUUUCUCGUCUCUGAAAAGUGAGGGAGGUGAGGCUAGCAAGACUUGGCAGAACACCAUCAAACAAUGCGGAAUGGUAAUUAUGUGACGUAUUACUUCCUAAUUCUCACCUCUUAUAAAGCUUCCUGGGAUCCCCAGUCAUUCAGUCAUUAAGAGGCAAGGUUCGUAUGUACAAAGCAGUGAAACAUGGAUAAAUCAAAGCUUUUAAUUGGAAUAUUUUCAGGAUAGCAAACAAAAUAGAAGAUUCCUGCAGUAUCGUGCUGUAACCUGCCCUGAUUGAAGUUGGUUUUCUACUCCCCCUUUGCAAUCCACAGGGGGGUACCCAGUCAUGUGAGAAGUGCUGUUACUGUGUGUGGGUUGUGGCCACUUUUCUUUUUUUUUUUGUUUUUUCUCUCUUCACUUGCCUGAUCUUUGUAUAAUUGCUGUGCGACAUCAUCCCAUGGAAGAACUGAAACUGGAAAAGGACACAGUGUUUUGCUGCUUUCGGCACUACUUGACCUUAAAUAUCCUGUCCGGCAAAACCUACAGUAUUUAAUUUUCUAUGGAUAUCUCUGCCUGAAGGACUUUUUUUUUCUAAAAACAUGUUCUGCUAAGAACACAGACAUUUCCUGUUCAGUUCAGAUAUUUCUACACUUGCAUCAGCAUCACUAAUAUACUAGGCUGCUACUGAGAAAGCCAUUCUGAUUUGAGUAAUAGCCUAGCUGUUCUUCAGGAGGUGUUUGUCCCAGGAUAUAAACAAAGCCUAUUAAGAAGGAUUUUAGUUUUUUUUUGUAUCUAUGAUGUCCUGGAAGAGAAAUUAUUUUGCUACAGGUCGAGGAGGAGUUCAGGAGAUGUUUACACCACGCAAUUCAAUAUCCAUUGCUCCUAGCAAAGGCCUGAUUAAUGAGCCAGGACAAAAUAGCUGCUUCCUAAACAGUGCACUACAGGUGUUAUGGCAUCUAGACAUAUUCCGCCGGAGCUUCCGACAACUUACAACACACAAGUGUAUGGGAGACUCCUGUAUAUUCUGUGCACUGAAGGGAAUCUUCAACCAGUUUCAGUGUAGCAGUGAGAAGGUGUUACCAUCAGAUACUCUUCGUUGUGCUCUUGCUAAAACAUUUCAGGAUGAGCAGCGGUUCCAGUUGGGCAUCAUGGAUGAUGCAGCAGAAUGCUUUGAAAACUUAUUAAUUCGCCUUCACAUCCACAUCGCAGAUGAGUCCAAAGAAGAUAUCUGUACUGCCCAGCAUUGCAUCUCCCACCAGAAGUUUGCUAUGACCUUGUUUGAGCAGUGUGUUUGUACAAGCUGUGGUGCCACUUCUGACCCCCUGCCUUUUAUACAGAUGGUGCAUUAUAUAUCUACUACUGCACUCUGCAAUCAGGCAAUCUUUAUGCUGGAGAGAAAAGAAAAACCCACCCCUGAUAUGUUUGGGGAACUGCUGCAAAAAGCCAGUACAAUGGGAGACUUGAGAAACUGCCCGAGUAAUUGUGGUGAAAAAAUCCGAAUUCGGCGAGUGCUAAUGAAUGCCCCUCAGAUUAUCACCAUUGGGCUGGUGUGGGACUCAGAUCACUCAGAUCUAGCCGAAGAUGUUAUUCACAGUCUUGGAACCUGCCUGAAGCUUGGUGAUUUAUUUUACAGGGUAACCGAUGACCGAGGAAAACAUUCUGAGCUCUAUUUAGUAGGGAUGAUUUGUUACUAUGGCAAACAUUACUCUACUUUCUUUUUUCAAACCAAAAUACGCAAGUGGAUGUAUUUUGAUGAUGCUCAUGUUAAAGAGAUUGGUCCAAAAUGGAAAGAUGUUGUUACAAAGUGUAUAAAGGGUCAUUAUCAACCAUUGCUGCUGCUGUAUGCUGAUCCCAGGGGUACACCAGUAACAGUGCCUGAUGUCCUGUCUCAGAUGGAUCUACGUCAGUACACUAGAACAUGCUAUGACAGUGAAGAUUCUGGCAGGGAACCAUCCAUCUCCAGUGACACCAGAACAGAUUCUUCUACUGACAGUUACCAUUAUAAGCAUUCUCACCAUGAGUCAGUGGUGAGCUACUUCUCCUCUGAAUCACAAGGCACAGUCAUCUACAAUCUGGAAAAUGAUGCAGCAUCUCAAAGCAGCAGAGACACAGGACACUUGACAGAUAGCGAGUGCAGCCAACGCCACUUUUCAAGAAAAGGACCCUUUACAGACCGAAAACGAAGUUCCAGCCGCCCUCGGAGAAAAGGAGAUGAGUCACAGUCUUCUGGCUAUCACAGCGAGGGUGAGACACUAAAGGAGAAGCAAGCACCCAGAACAGGCUUGAAACUGUCCAGCAGUUCUAGCAGGCUGAGGGAUUUUAAAGCUACUGUUAGCAAUAUUAUACAUAACAGACCAUCCCAAGCAUCACAGACUUCUUCUCAAGGCUUUCACCAUGUGGGGAGUAACCUCGAUCAGUCAGAAAUCAAGCCACCUACAAACUUGUCAAUGAGACUGCGGGACUGGGAUAUAGACAACAGCAACAAUGAAACAAAGUCUGGCUUCUCAAACAGGUAUCGCCCAACCUGGCGGCCUACUCGUGAGCCAUUAAAUGUAGACAGUGUCUUCAGGUCAGAAAAGAGGAAAAAUGCUGCAUACAGUCCACUUAGUCCUUUUUCAGAAGAUUCAGGAAAAGAAAUGGCCACUAAUGAAUUCCGAGAAAUAGCCAACUCUGAAUCAAAAGACAAGCAUCAGUUUAAAUACAGAAGUUGGGGCAUUGGGAGGGGUGCCCCACACUUUCUUGACCACCAGCAGCCUCGUCUUAUCCAGAGAAUGGAGUCUGGGUAUGAAAGCAGUGAGCGGAACAGCAAUAGCCCAAUCAGCAUGGACUUGCCAAUAUCAGAGAACUGUAGUGCAUUUAGGGAAUAUCACUCAAGGAAAAGUCCAGGUACAGCUCCUACAUGGCGAAACAUUCCGAAAUCUCAGAGCAGCAGUGCAUUAGACAUGGCAGAUUCUGCUUCCAGUGUCUGGGUGAAGGUCCAUCCAACACACAUGGCAGUUGAAAGCAAUGUACCUAUGAAGAGUGAACUUGAUGAACUACAGGAGGAGGUGGCAAGGAGGGCACGAGAACAGGAACUGCGAUGGAAGCGGGAGAAGGAAAUUGAGGCUGCAAUGGGAUUCAAUCCACGACCAAAACGGUUUUUGGAUUUAGAUGAAUUACAGAAUCAGGGUAGAAGUGAAAGCUUUGAGCGAUCUAUGCAAGAAGCAGAUUCUGUGUAUGAGCAGUCAGUGAGACUGGAACAGAAGGGAGAUUACACUUCAGCGCUGGCUUUGUGUAAUGAAGCUAUUUCUAAAAUCAGAUUUGCCAUGCAUGAUGCCAGAUCUAGCACUCACUGCAGAGCCAUAGCAGAUAAGAAGUUGCAAAUGUGCAUACGAAAAGCACGGAGUCUUCAGGACCGCAUGCAGCUGCCGACAAUUCCUCAGCCGCCAUCACCAGAUUACCCCUUGCCACAGGGGGAAGCUAUAAACCAAUCUACAAGUGACCAGGCUAUCUCGGAACAAGUUCCAGUGAACAGACCGGUAAUGCUGGAGACCAACACAAAGGAGGACUACCCAUCCAAUCCAUUAUUCCACCCGUUAGCUUGUAGCCAUGAGUUGCUUCCAUUGUCCUCUGAGUCUUCCAACUUGUCAGCUUCUGAGCAAAGCCCACAUAGCAAAGCGUUUUCUAACUUUCUGGCUCCAUAUAACAGUCUCGAUUCUGAAGGUCUUGUCUCAUCUCCAAAGGAAGCAGUGUUUGAGAAUAAGGUGAAAUCAGAAGCUUAUAGCCAAGGCCUAGUAAAUGAACAAACAAAAACAGAAAGGGUAAAGAAUGUCAGCCCUGAUAAAUGUAAGGUGGGAGAGGAAAAUGAAGGAAAAGAAGGCCUUCUAACAUUGCAUAAGGUGAAACUAAGUGGGAUUAAAUCUGGUUCUUUACCAUCAUUGCUAUUUCCGUGGGCACGCCGAACACAGACUCAGUCUCCUGAUAGAAGCAACCCACCCAGUCAUUGUAAUAAAUCUGUUAGCACAGACAAAUGUGUUAGUACUGAAACUGGUGAAAGUAAUAAACAGAUGGGUUCCUGUAAUGACAUCACUCCACCUGGUAACACCAGCCUCAGCCUUCAACAAGCCAACUUGUGCUCAAGUGCAAAUAGUCAUGAGGCAUUAUUAGACAAGCAAGGUGAACUUUGCGGUCCAGAACCUUGCAAAUCUGAGGCACCAAAGAAUAAGGGGUUAGUACGCUCUCUAGCAGAACAGUUUCAAAGGCUCCAGGGGGGCUCACCAAAACUAAACAAUUUUGGUGUAAACUGUACUGGUGUUGAUAUUGGUGAGAAAAAGCCACUGCCAGAACAGCAAUCUUUCAGUCCUUUGGAUAAUAAAUCCAGUUUGCAGCCCCUUGUAAUUCAUGAAAACAAAGCUAGCUGCACAGAACAGAUAGACCUCUCACCAGACUGCCUGGGCAGGUCUUUUGACAUAAAGGGUUCCAGUAUACAUCUUGUUGAUAACCAAAAUAAUGGCUCUGAAAAGAAAGAAACGCCUGGAUGGGUUGUUAAUGCUCCACUUAACCAAGGUAAACUUUUCUAUAAAGGAGGGAAAAAAGUUAAAUUUGCAAGCACUGUCCAUUUACCUGGCUCUGUGCCCAUGGAGCAGUGGGCUGAAGAUGUCACCAGAUAUUAUAAUGAUAAACUGGAGAGUAUAGGUGAUAAACCUAAAGUUGGACACACUGUAUCUCUUAAACCAAAGUCAAUAAGGUAUGGCUUAUCAAAAAGUUCAAUUGAUCUGCGCCAGGAGUGGAAUCGGGAUGAAGAGAUCUCAGACCUGCAAACUUUAUAUAAUGCUAGCCUACAGGCUUGUCCAAACCGGAAUAUGCAGUGGAGGUCAGAAAAUGCAAGACAAGGAUUUGGAAAACCACUUCUGGAAAACACAGCUGGAAGGAGGGUGCAGACAACUGCUGGUAAAGGUCUUUCAAGGACGCCCACAAAAGAAAUGGAGCACAAUCUUAGUGGAACCACAUUUUCACCUGUGCCAAAGGUCACUCAUGGCGGGGACCAAAGCAGGGAGUCUGAGGACGAUGAGCUGUACAGUGCAGAGAAUUUCCGGCGCCUGGCUCGCAGCCUCAGUGGGACAGUCAUCAGUGGCAAAGAAGAGGCAGUUGUCUCUUCUCAGAGCUUUGAGGCACCCAAUGAGAGGAAACCGCUUAUGGACAGCAGCCACUGCUCUCACAGCUCCUCCUUCCACCCUUAUUCCCAAAAUCCUUCUGUCUUAUCCUUUGAACCCCAGCACUACCCAACCCAGCUGCAGCACCCAUCCUUUGAGGGACUGGCGCCCAGCAUGGUGGGUGCAGCACACAGGCCAUCAGGAGGUCCCAACUUCCAAAAAGUUUUGGCUAUGUCUGACAGGGGUGAAAAUGUCCAAGGUAACGAACAGUCGAGGAUGGCACUGAGCUAUGCAACUUUUCCAAGGGCACCUAGGCUCAGUGCUACACCAACUGCAACAGCAUCACAAAGAUCUUAUGCUGUUCUCGGGCAGCAGACAAACAAUCGAGAUCAAAAUGUUCCAAGUCAUUAUCGGUGGUCAGGUCAUACAUCUCAAGGGUCUGCACCUGACAAACACAUGGUUAAUUCCAGUUUCAUGACUUCACCUGGUUGGAGGUCACAAAGUCCUCAAACCUCAGGUUAUGGAGGCUAUUCAAACUCUUCAGCUUAUCCUAAAGCUCAAGAUACUGCUGAUUACAGUACACUGAGGAUGCCACGAAGCUCUUCCAUAAGUAGAGGAGAUAUAUGGGAAACUUCUCAGGCUAAUCAGUCAAGAGUUCAAGGCCCGAAGAGAGUAGACAUGCCACCUGAAGAAGACUGGAGACAUAAUACUUUUACCACUCAAUUUGGUGGUAGGAAAACACAGCCUGUAUUUUCACCCCACAGGACCUACUCAUCUGCUGCUGACCUAUAUGGGGCAAAUAGCUGGAGAGCUGCCUUGAACAGAAAUGGGCGAUAAUCUUUUCUGAUGUCCACCCAGUCAGCUGACCAUGAAAAGAUAUUUUACCCCAAAAUAUACUGCCAGAUUUAUAGCUUAGACCAGUGUUGCAAGCCCUGUAAUGCAAUGGACAUUCCUGUAUAGAAUUUGUACCAGUAUUGUCUUAACACCUUUGAGCCUGUGAUGUGUCACCUUGUACAUUGUGUUAUAGAUGAUCAGCAAGAAUUGGAACCCCAUUAUGUUUUAAACUGCCCACUCAGCCAGGAAAGGUACUGUGGUAAUCUUACAUGUGAUCACAGUUGAGGACUGCAUAUUAUGAAUGCUCCAAAUUACUUCAGGGUUGAAUCACUGACAGAUCUUUCUUCCAUCCAACACACAGUAAGAGCAUUUGCAGAUUUAGUACUCUGUCAGUAUGGUGCUCGCACAGCAAUAAUUGCUUAAUGGAGACUUUAGAAGUAAACACAAUUUGUUUCCAAACUACCCAGCCUAUUGGAAGUCAGACUUCAAACUACAUUUUUGACAAUUUUUGCCUUUGCUCAUACAGAAACUUGCUGCAUUUAGCAAUAGUUAUAUAUGUUGCAAUGGAAUUAGGUAAAAUCUUAAAAUGUUUGCUGUUAUAUGUUUGUUCCCUGCAAGUGAAAUGUAAGGCUUCAUUGCCGUAGCAAUUUCACUGAUACAUGCACUGCAGCCCUUCAGGGCACAUAGUUAUCCUGGUUAUCCUUGUAUUUUUUUCUUUACCUUUUUAGGGCCAGAGCAGCCUGGAACCUAUAUAACAGGGAAGCUAAGAAUCCUAAGGCCAUGCACAUUUUUGAUUGGCCAUCUAGAUCACUUCGCACAGUUAACCUGUAGAAAGCCUGAUAAUCUUAUGACAGGAAUUGUUGAAAAGGUAACCCAGCAUUAAAAGUGCAGCUAGUUAAGCACAAAUCUUGACUACUGAAUAGGAGGAUAGUAUGGGGGGGGCAAUGCCACGGGAGUUUAAGAAAAGCCCGCCCUUUUUUCCUUUCCUCCAGUAUCUGUAGCAAUGCUUAUAACAGAAGACUGUUAUCACUGCAUGCUUAAAUCCACUGACGUUAACUUCUAGAGUAAAAUUAAAUAUUUUAGUGUCAAAACAUUUGCUUUUGUAAGUAUUUUUCGAAUAAAUAUACGAAAUAGUUCUAUUACAUAA